Molecule: messenger RNA, 5412 nt
Organism: Acanthosepion pharaonis
Lineage: Eukaryota; Metazoa; Mollusca; Cephalopoda; Sepiida; Sepiidae
Source: the annotation of a GenBank genome assembly
AUGCUUAUAACUUUUUCGAUUUAUUUUUUUAAUCUCUCUCACUCACUCUCUCUCUCUUUCUCUCUCUCUCUCUUUUCACAUGGUCGUCUGUUCUUUCUUUCUUUCCAUCAUUUACUCCUUUCUUCAUUUCUGCCAGGUUUUUUUUUUCUUUCCUUCUUUUUUCUUUCCUUUUUUUCUUUUUCUUUUCUUGUAUUUCUUUCAGGUUUUCUUUGUUGUUAUUUUUCUUUUCUUCACUUUCUUUCUUUAUUUUUUUGUCUUUUUCUCGCGUUAUCUUUUUUCUUUCUUUUUUUGUCAUUGUCUCUUUCGGUCUUUUUGCUGCUUACCUAUACCUUGUAUAUUUUUCUAUGCUUUGUAACCGUUUUCUUUCUUUCGUUCCAUCAUUUACUUCUUUCUUCAUUCCUGCAAUGUUUUUCUUUUUUCAUUUUUUUCUUCUCGUUCUGUAUUUCUCUCACAAUUUAUUGUCAUUUUCCUGUUUUUGUUUUCGUCACUUUUUGUUCUUUCUUUAUUCUUUCUUUCUUUCUCUCUUUCUCUUAUUAUCUUUCUUUGUUCUUUCUUUCUUUCUCUCUUUCUCUUAUUAUCUUUCUUUGUUCUUUCUUUCUUUCUUUCUCUCUUUCUCUUAUUAUCUUUCUUUAUUCUUUCUUUCUUUCUCUCUUUCUCUUAUUAUCUUUCUUUGUUCUUUCUUUCUUUCUCUCUUUCUCUUAUUAUCUUUCUUUGUUCUUUCUUUCUUUCUCUCUUUCUCUUAUUAUCUUUCUUUAUUCUUUCUUUCUUUCUCUCUUUCUCUUAUUAUCUUUCUUUGUUCUUUCUUUCUUUAUUUCUCUCUUUCUCUUAUUAUCUUUCUUUAUUCUUUCUUUCUUUCUUUCUCUCUUUCUCUUAUUAUCUUUCUUUGUUCUUUCUUUCAUUCUCUCUUUCUCUUAUUAUCUUUCUUUAUUCUUUCUUUCUUUCUCUCUUUCUCUUAUUAUCUUUCUUUAUUCUUUCUUUCUUUCUCUCUCUCUUAUUAUCAUUCUUUAUUCUUUCUUUCUUUCUCUCUUUCUCUUAUUAUCUUUCUUUGUUCUUUCUUUCUUUCUCUCUUUCUCUUAUUAUCUUUCUUUAUUCUUUCUUUCUUUCUCUCUCUUAUUAUCUUUCUUUAUUCUUUCUUUCUUUCUUUCUCUCUUUCUCUUAUUAUCUUUCUUUGUUCUUUCUUUCUCUCUUUAUCUUAUUAUCUUUCUUUGUUCUUUCUUUCUUUCUUUCUCUCUUUCUCUUAUUAUCUUUCUUUGUUCUUUCUUUCUCUCUUUCUCUUAUUAUCUUUCUUUGUUCUUUCUUUCUCUUUUUCUCUUAUUAUCUUUCUUUAUUCUUUCUUUCUUUCUUUCUCUCUUUCUCUUAUUAUCUUUCUUUGUUCUUUCUUUCUUUCUCUCUUUCUCUUAUUAUCUUUCUUUAUUCUUUCUUUCUCUCUUUUCUCUUAUUAUCUUUCUUUUAUUCUUUCUUUCUUUCUUUCUCUUUUCUCUUAUUAUCUUUCUUUUGUUCUUUCUUUCUUUCUCUUUUCUCUUAUUAUCUUUCUUUGUUCUUUCUUUCUUUCUCUCUUUCUCUUAUUAUCUUUCUUUGUUCUUUCUUUCUCUCUUUCUUAUUAUCUUUCUUUGUUCUUUCUUUCUUUCUUCUUUCUCUCUUUCUCUUAUUAUUUUCUUUGUUCUUUCUUUCUUUCUCUCUUUCUCUUAUUAUCUUUCUUUGUUCUUUCUUUCUUUCUCUUUCUCUUAUUAUCUUUCUUUGUUCUUUCUUUCUUUCUCUCUUUCUCUUAUUAUCUUUCUUUAUUCUUUCUUUCUUUCUCUCUUUCUCUUAUUAUCUUUCUUUAUUCUUUCUUUCUUUCUUUCUCUCUUUCUCUUAUUAUCUUUCUUUGUUCUUUCUUUCUUUCUCUCUUUCUCUUAUUAUCUUUCUUUAUUCUUUCUUUCUUUCUCUCUUUCUCUUAUUAUCUUUCUUUGUUCUUUCUUUCUCUCUUUCUCUUAUUAUCUUUCUUUGUUCUUUUUUCUUUCUCUCUUUCUCUUAUUAUCUUUCUUUGUUCUUUCUUUCUUUCUCUCUUUCUCUUAUUAUCUUUCUUUAUUCUUUCUUUCUUUCUCUCUUUCUCUUAUUAUCUUUCUUUGUUCUUUCUUUCUUUCUCUCUCUUUCUCUUAUUAUCUUUCUUUUAUUCUUUCUUUCUUUCUCUCUUUCUCUUAUUAUCUUUCUUUGUUCUUUCUUUCUUUCUCUCUUUCUCUUAUUAUCUUUCUUUAUUCUUUCUUUCUUUCUUUCUCUCUUUCUCUUAUUAUCUUUCUUUGUUCUUUCUUUCUUUCUCUCUUUCUCUUAUUAUCUUUCUUUGUUCUUUCUUUCUUUCUCUCUUUCUCUUAUUCUCUUUCUUUGUUCUUUCUUUCUUUCUCUCUUUCUCUUAUUAUCUUUCUUUGUUCUUUCUUUCUCUCUUUCUCUUAUUAUCUUUCUUUGUUCUUUCUUUCUCUCUUUCUCUUAUUAUCUUUCUUUAUUCUUUCUUUCUUUCUCUCUUUCUCUUAUUAUCUUUCUUUAUUCUUUCUUUCUUUCUUUCUCUCUUUCUCUUAUUAUCUUUCUUUGUUCUUUCUUUCUCUCUUUCUCUUAUUAUCUUUCUUUGUUCUUUCUUUUCUUUCUUUCUCUUUUUCUUAUUAUCUUUCUUUGUUCUUUCUUUCUUUCUCUCUUUCUCUUAUUAUCUUUCUUUAUUCUUUCUUUCUUUCUCUCUUUCUCUUAUUAUCUUUCUUUAUUCUUUCUUUCUUUCUUUCUCUCUUUCUCUUAUUAUCUUUCUUUGUUCUUUCUUUCUCUCUUUCUCUUAUUAUCUUUCUUUGUUCUUUCUUUCUUUCUCUCUUUCUCUUAUUAUCUUUCUUUGUUCUUUCUUUCUUUCUCUCUUUCUCUUAUUAUCUUUCUUUAUUCUUUCUUUCUUUCUUUCUCUCUUUCUCUUAUCUUUCUUUUCUUUCUUUUUCUUUCUCUCUUUCUCUUAUUCUCUUUCUUUUGUUCUUUCUUUCUUUCUCUCUUUCUCUUAUUAUCUUUCUUUGUUCUUUUCUUUCUUUCUCUCUUUCUUUUUCUUAUCUUUCUUUAUUCUUUCUUUCUUUUCUCUUUCUCUUAUUAUCUUUCUUUUCUUUCUUUCUUUCUCUCUUUCUCUUAUUAUCUUUAUCUUUGUUCUUUCUUUCUUUCUCUCUUUCUCUUAUUAUCUUUCUUUGUUCUUUCUUUCUUUCUCUCUUUCUCUUAUUAUCUUUCUUUAUUCUUUCUUUCUUUCUUUCUCUCUUUCUCUUAUUAUCUUUCUUUGUUAUUUCUUUCUUUCUUUCUUUCUCUCUUUCUCUUAUUAUCUUUCUUUGUUCUUUCUUUCUUUCUCUCUUUCUCUUAUUAUCUUUCUUUAUUCUUUCUUUCUUUCUCUUUUUCUUAUUAUCUUUCUUUAUUCUUUCUUUCUUUUCUUUCUCUUUUCUCUUAUUAUCUUUCUUUGUUCUUUCUUUCUUUUCUUUCUUUCUUUUCUCUCUUCUCUUAUUAUCUUUCUUUGUUCUUUCUUUCUUUCUCUCUUUUUCUUAUUAUCUUUCUUUGUUCUUUCUUUCUUUCUCUCUUUCUCUUAUUAUCUUUCUUUAUUCUUUCUUUCUCUCUUUCUCUUAUUAUCUUUCUUUAUUCUUUCUUUCUUUCUUUCUCUCUUUCUCUUAUUAUCUUUCUUUAUUCUUUCUUUCUUUCUUUCUCUCUUUCUCUUAUUAUCUUUCUUUGUUCUUUCUUUCUCUCUUUCUCUUAUUAUCUUUCUUUGUUCUUUCUUUCUUUCUCUCUUUCUCUUAUUCUCUUUCUUUGUUCUUUCUUUCUUUCUCUUAUUAUCUUUCUUUGUUCUUUCUUUCUUUCUCUCUUUCUCUUAUUAUCUUUCUUUAUUCUUUCUUUCUUUCUCUCUUUCUCUUAUUAUCUUUCUUUGUUAUUUCUUUCUUUCUUUCUUUCUCUCUUUCUCUUAUUAUCUUUCUUUGUUCUUUCUUUCUUUCUCUCUUUCUCUUAUUAUCUUUCUUUGUUCUUUCUUUCUUUCUCUCUUUCUCUUAUUAUCUUUCUUUAUUCUUUCUUUCUUUCUUUCUCUCUUUCUCUUAUUAUCUUUCUUUGUUCUUUCUUUCUUUCUCUCUUUCUCUUAUUAUCUUUCUUUGUUCUUUCUUUCUCUCUUUCUCUUAUUAUCUUUCUUUAUUCUUUCUUUCUUUCUCUCUUUCUCUUAUUAUCUUUCUUUAUUCUUUCUUUCUUUCUUUCUCUCUUUCUCUUAUUAUCUUUCUUUGUUCUUUCUUUCUUUCUCUCUUUCUCUUAUUAUCUUUCUUUGUUCUUUCUUUCUUUCUUUCUCUCUUUCUCUUAUUAUCUUUCUUUGUUCUUUCUUUCUCUCUUUCUCUUAUUAUCUUUCUUUGUUCUUUCUUUCUUUCUUUCUCUCUUUCUCUUAUUAUCUUUCUUUGUUCUUUCUUUCUUUCUCUCUUUCUCUUAUUAUCUUUCUUUGUUCUUUCUUUCUUUCUCUCUUUCUCUUAUUAUCUUUCUUUGUUCUUUCUUUCGUUCUCUCUUUCUCUUAUUAUCUUUCUUUGUUCUUUCUUUCUUUCUUUCUCUCUUUCUCUUAUUAUCUUUCUUUGUUCUUUCUUUCUUUCUCUCUUUCUCUUAUUAUCUUUCUUUAUUCUUUCUUUUAAGUUAUAUUUGUCAUUACGUCUUUCUGUCUUUUUGCUGCUUUCAUGUAAUUUUCCUCUGCUUUUUGACCAUAUUCUUUCUUUUGUUCCAUCAUUUACUCCUUUCUGUCUUUUAUUCUCUCAAUUUAUUUCCACUUUUACUCUUUCUGCAUUUUCCUUACACUUUCUUUCUUUUUGUUUUUUCAUUAUUUUUUUUUUACGCCAUUUUUUUCUUUCUUUUAUUCUUUCACUUUAUUUCCACUUUUUUCUUUUUUUCUUUCUUUAUUUCUCUCAAUCUUUCUUUUUUGUCAUUUUCUUUCUUUUUUUUUCUUUUCGUAACUUUCUUUCUUUCCCUUUAUAUCCACUUUUUCUUUUCUCUUUCUAUAUUUCUCUCACACUUUCUUUCUUUCUUGUCAUUUUCUUUCAUUUUUCUUUUUAUCAUUUUCUUUCUUUCUUUCUUUCUUUCUUUCUUUCUUUCUUCCUGUAUUUCUUUCUUUCCCUGAUUCGAUUGUUCAUUUACUUUUCUUCCUUUUCAAAGAAUUUCUAUAUUUGUGUCCGUACCCGUGCUUUCUUGUUUACUUGUAUGGGUGAAGAGGAGAUUGUGCGUUUCUUCAUGAGGGUCCAAAAAACGCCUCUUACUUGUUCCUUUUCUCAUGGUCUUUCAUUCUUUCAUUUGUUAUGCUUUGAUACAAACCUAUACUUAGUCUUUUUUACUUACCUGAAUAGCACGGAAUUUGACAAGUGCGAAAUUACCGUCAAAACCUCAAAGAAGUUGAUUGGCAAAGAUGUGAUUUUUAUUGAAUUCCUUUAA